Caenorhabditis bovis is the source of this 2913-nucleotide messenger RNA. NCBI's taxonomy places the organism in Eukaryota, Metazoa, Nematoda, Chromadorea, Rhabditida, Rhabditidae. The record is from the annotation of a GenBank genome assembly.
AUGCCGUUGAAAGCAGUUAUUUUUGACAUGGGAGGUGUGCUGUUCCCAGCUCCUAUGGAUUAUUGGAGAACUUUGGAAAAAUCCGAAAAUCUUAAAGAAGGUUCAAUUUUGAAAACAUUACUUUCGAAAGAAAUCGUAAAGCAUUUUUGGAGAUUCGAAAAAGGUCAAAUGACUGCAGAGGAUUUUGAUCCAUUAUUUACACAUGUUUAUAAUCUACAGAAUUCAACCAAUUUUUCUGGAGUACUUCCAAUAUUUUCAAUGACCUCUAAUAUCGCCAACGUCGCCUUUUUCCCAGAAAUGAUUAAUGUUAUAAAGGUUUUGCGCCUUUCUGGUUACCGUACAAUUCUGAUAACAAAUAACUUUUAUGCUGAUCGUGCCAGGAAACUACCUACCGUACCCCAGCAGACUUCAUAUCUUUUCGAUGAUGUCUUGGAAUCCUGUCGACUCGGAUUAAGGAAGCCUGACGAUAAUAUUUAUAAAUUGGCAUGCGAGCGGAACAAACUUCACCCAUCAGAAUGUAUAUUUCUGGACGAUCUAGGAGACAAUCUCAAACCAGCCAAAGCACUUGGGAUGACUACGAUCAAAGUUGAAAACAUUGAAAACGCUAUUAAUGAGCUUUCAAGAAUCUUGCAAUUGGAUUUUUCGCUUCCUGGAGAGACAAGAGAAUGCAUUCCUCGCGAGCAAUUGCCUCUGAACCAAAUAGAGCAAGUCGUUAAGGAGCAGGUGGAUGUGAUCCGCAAGUUCCGGCACGGACAAUCCAAUCCGACGUAUUAUUUUCGAACAAAAAACAGCGGAAAGGAGUACGUGCUUCGAAAAAAGCCUUCGGGGACGCUUCUUCCAACAGCACAUCAAAUUGAGCGAGAAUAUCGAAUUGUUAACGCACUUCAAACCCAUCUACCACUACCAAAAACCUUUGGAUUAUUUGAAAAUGUUCUUGAUACCCCAUUUUAUCUCAUGGAAUACCAGAAAGGUCGCAUUUUUUUGAAACCUUCUUUACCAGAAUUGACACCAGUGGAGCGGCGAAAACUUUUUGAAGAAGCCUUGAAAACUUUGGGAAAGAUCCAUAGCAUUGAUUAUAAAACAGCAGGAUUAGCGGAUUUUGGAAGAAGUGAUGGAUAUAUGGCUAGAAAUUUGAAACGAUGGACAGAUUCGUAUGAAAUGUCGAAGACAGAGGAAAUUCCAGAAAUGACGAGACUUGCGGAAUAUUUGAGCAAAAAUAUACCCAAAGACUCAAAGACAACCAUUGUUCAUGGGGAUUAUAGAAUCGAUAAUUUGAUAAUUGAGCCCAACGAAAUUCGAGUUAAAGGAAUUCUCGACUGGGAACUCUCAACUAUUGGAGAUCCAUAUUCCGAUCUUGCCACAUUCCUCUUCAUUUUCUACGUUCCAAACGAUACGAGAACCUUGCCGGGUUUGGGAAAUUACAAUAAAUCCGAGUUGAAAAGCCUGGGAAUCCCUAAUGUCGAAGAAUGCCUUGAAUUAUACGCAAAGUUCACGAACACUCCAGUCAUUGACAAAGAAACCUGGACUUUUUACAUUGUUUUCGUCGUUUUUCGUUUUGCCAGUAUCUUGCAAGGCGUUUACAUGAGAAGCUUAAUGAAAAAUGCAUCAUCGCCAGAAGCCUCGGCAUUGGGACCAAUUGUUAAAAAAUUGGUUAUCGAGGGGAAUAGAAUGGUGCACGAAUUGCAGUCGAGAAAAAAUUAUGGAUUGCUUACUGUCACACCAUCAACUUUAUCAGAAAACGCACGAAGAUAUUAUGAAAUUGUUCGAGAUAUUGUGCACAACGAUGUCAUCCCAAUAGAAAAAGAAGUUGCCGAAUAUUAUGAGACCAGUGAACAUCGAUGGACAAUUCCGCAUCCAAAAAUUGAGAAAAUCAAGGAAAAAGCGAAGUCGCUCGGUGCCUGGAAUCUUUUCAUUUCUAAUCAUAUUGAUCCGGAGGGAAAAUAUGGAAAAGGCCUAACGAAUGUAGAAUAUGCCCAUAUUUGUGAAGUGAUGGGACGUUGCAUCUUUGCGCCGGAAGUGUUCAACUGUCAGGCCCCGGAUACUGGAAACAUGGAAGUUCUUAUAAAAUAUGGCAAUGAGAAACAGAAAAAUGAAUGGCUCGAACCCCUUUUAGCUGGAAAAAUUAAAAGCUGUUUUGGAAUGACGGAACCAGAUGCUUCGAUUGUACGAGUUGGAAAUGAAUAUGUGAUAAAUGCUCGAAAAUGGUUUAUCUCGAAUGCCUCACAUCCACAAUGCCGGAUCUGCAUAUUCAUGGGGCAAAUCGCCGGAGAGAAAAAGUCCCGAUUGUUUCAACAAUCAAUGAUUCUUGUGCCGAUGCAAGCUCCAGGAGUACAAAUUGUCCGAAACACGCAUGUUUUUGGAUCACAGGAUGCUCCUGGAGCCCAUCCAGAAAUCACUUUCACAAACGUUCGUGUUCCAGUAGAAAAUGUGAUAUUUGGAGAAGGUAGAGGAUUCGAAAUUGCACAAGGACGAUUGGGACCUGGUCGAAUCCACCAUGCCAUGAGAUUGAUUGGCCAUGCGGAGAGAGCUAUUGACAUAAUGAAAGACAGGCUUCAAUCUCGAAUAGCGUUCGAAAAAACGCUUGAUUCAUUUGACAGUUUGCGCAAGGAAGUUGCACUAUCGAGAUGCGAAGUCGAACAAGCUCGACUGUUGGUGCUCAAGGCGGCUCAUAUGAUUGACACCGUCGGACCAAAGGAGGCGAAAUCCGAAAUUGCAAUGAUCAAAGUGGUGGCACCAAAUAUGGCUCUGAAGAUUUUGGAUCGGGCAAUGCAACAACAAGGAGGGCGAGGACUGACGCCAGAUACUCCAUUGUCAAUGUUUUAUGUUGCUGCCAGAACACUUAGAAUCGCUGACGGCCCUGACGCUGUUCAUUUAGAUACUAUAGCUAAGAUUGAAUUUAAAUCAAGGCUUUGA